Molecule: messenger RNA, 6487 nt
Organism: Linum tenue
Lineage: Eukaryota; Viridiplantae; Streptophyta; Magnoliopsida; Malpighiales; Linaceae
Source: the annotation of a GenBank genome assembly
CCAGUACCCAGCUCUCGUUCUCCACUCUCUACUCGCGUCACUGCAGCAACCAAGAAACCCUAAACAACUCUCCCCAUUUCAUUUCCGACUGCGCAGCCGCGUAGCCCACAAUCGGCGACGGACUACCGCGGACGACGACUCCGAGUCGCGACCUUGCCUCCCCUGUCGCGAGGUCCGGUCUCCCUCCCCUGCAUCGCCUGCGCGAGCUCCGAGAGUCCAAGUCCGACUUCUCCCUGUCUCCCCUUCCCUGUGGCGACCCGCGAGCUCCAGUUCCCCUUCAUUUCUCGUCUCGACAGCUCCGGCCGCUCAGUACCUCCCCUGUUACUCAACUGAGCGAUUGAAAAUCGCUUCUCCUUAACUCGCCAGCUCCGGCCGCUCCGAGUCUCCGACCAAGCGACACUUCCCGGCGUACAAUCUUCAACACAGGGUAUCCAGAUCCUCCGAGACCGGGAGCAAUCCCUCAGAAUCUGCAGUUGUGACUCCACAUCACCGCAGAAUGGAAAUUCAGGGCCAUUGAAUUGAGACUUUGCUCCCAAACUUGCUCCUGUAGGCGAUUCCAGCUGAGCCAGUGAAUAUUCUCCUCCUUUUUUUUGUCCCUACCAAAACCCAGUAAUCAAACUCGGAAUUUAAUGGAUCAAUCCUUCCGGUAACUGAAACACGUACAUCAGCUAAGAAGAACGAGAGCCCUUUUGCGCUGAGGGUUUUCUGUGAAAAAUCGGCAGGUCUCGCUCAACGGUGGUUUCGCGGUGGGUUUCUGUUGGUUCUCUGACUUAGAAAGCUUCAUACUUCUACAGACCAAUUCGAGGUGUCUGAGUUGAUUUGAGAGAGGACACAACUUCUAAGCACUAAUUUGUUUGCUAAUGGACGAUGUUGGUAGUAGCAGCUCUCGGAAAAGGAGGGAUCCUCCUCCCACUCAUUCGCCUACUAUCCCCAAUGUAAGUCUAUAUGUUAAUAAUUCCAUUGAAGUUUGGUUAAAAGCUUGCUAGUCGGUUUUGGUUAAAUUGUACCCAUUUAGGAACUAAUAUGCUAUUCUAACAGGAUAAGAGCGAUGACAAAGAGACAAUUACGAAAAUACCUGAAUGACACGUUGGAGUCUGAUCUAAAGCUCCGUUUGAAGACUUGUCUUGACCUAAACAUAGAAGUAUUAACUAUUUGCUUACAAUUUUGAAGUUUUUUUUUCAUAUCUAAUUUAUGUUUUCUUUCUUUUCUAUUCCCUAAUGUUAAAGUCGUGGCACCUCAAUUUAGCCGACUACCUAAAAAGUAUUGAAAAAGUCAAGAUUUUGUUCAAAAAACGAAGAAAUAGAAGGAACAAAUGUAUCUUAUCCCAUUACGGCAAAACUCUCUUUAGGUCUAUAACUCUCUUUAGGUAGUUAAAGAGAGUUUUGCCAUCAUGGGAUAAGAUACAUUUGUCCCCUCCAUUUCUUCGUUUUUUGAAUAAAAUCUUGACUAUUUCAAUACUUUUUAGUUAGUCGGCUAAACUGAGGGGCCACGACUUUAACAUCAAGGAACAGAAAAGAAAGAAAACAGAAAUUAGAUAUGAAAGAAACUUCAAAAGUGUGAGCAAAUAGUGAAUACUUCUAUCUUUAGGUCAAGGCAAGUCUUCAAACGGAGCUUUAGAUCAGACACCAACGUGUCAUUCAGCUAUUUUCUUAAUUGCCGCUUGUCAUAGCUCUCAUCCUGUUAGAAUAACAUAUUAGUUCCUAAAUAGGUACAAUUUAACCAAAACUGACUAGCAAGCUUUUAAUCCAAACUUCUAUGGAAUUAUUAACAUAUAGACUUACAUUGGUGGCUCACUCCUACUGUCACUCUAGAAAAUGGCCAAGUGAAACCACUUCCUAAAGCGUAGUAUAGCGGGUUUGGGUUUUAAUGUCAACCCGGGUCCUAGAUAUGAUGACUACUCAGUGAAUUCGUAUUAUCUAGCAAUGAAACUUUAGUGAAGGUCUAAACUAACAAGCAAGCAAAGCAACUAAACGGUUGUUUUCAGGUUAAGAGAGGUCACCCGGAUAUGGUUCCCCCUAGACUGCAGUUAAGCCGGAUUGCAAUUUACCAAGUUCAAUUUCUAUGAUAGUUAUACUGCGGAAGGUUCUUAAACAGUCUGAAGUCUCGACUAAAGGUCUCCAGACCCUCUCAAUCUGAGUCUUUAGCGGGCGACUAACCUCCACCGGAGUAAACAGAUUGAGGCCCUAAUGAACAAAACCUCCUCUACCGAAGUAACUUCGGUACAGAAUAGUGAAUUGGCUCCUCGACUAAAGUCACCAAUUCACUACCUUCAAUUAAGGGUGCUCUAUCAACCUAGGCAGAUAUUCUCAUUCUAGGUUAAAGCAGAAACAACAAGAAUUUUAUCAGGAUUCAUGCCAUUCAAUCAUUCAAAUCUCAAUCGAAUAUAAUCAAAUCAUGGAAACAGUACUUGGAUUCAUAUAAUCAAACCUAACAUACAGAUCUAGGGUUCCCCAUACCCAGAUGAAUGGGAGAACUACUCCAUGGAGAAAGAAGCAAAAGCAGAUUCAGACGAGGAAAUCAUACUGUGAAGGAUGGAUUUCUGCUCCUGGACGUUGAUCGGCACUUCUCCAAGCUCAAGCCAAGCUCCAAAGGUGAUGAAGAUCAAGCUAGGGCACUUGGAGACUCUUGUUCGUCGUUUUCUCUCUCUAGGAAUCGCUCUGUCUCUCUAAAACUCGAAUUCCCUCUCUUUUGGCUGAAAAUCUGCCUAAAAGGGCAUCACUGGCCAGAACACGGUCGAGGGCACGGCCGUGUUCUGCUCCAGCCCGCCCGUGCCAUCUGCCACGUCAUAAAUACAUGGGCACGGUCUGGGGGAAAACACGGGCGUGUUUGAAGUAGGACACGGCCGUGUUUUGAAUUGACCCCGCCCGUGUUUUCUCAUUUUCUUCAUUCAACUCUCGGCAAUAAAAACACUGGCGGGCCCUUUGGUGUACACGGUCGUGUUCUUCAAGCAGCCUGCCCGUGUUUUGGUCAUAGCUCGACCAAACGACUUCCAAAUGCCCCGAAACUCGUGCUUGGCCUUCCCUUUGACGCCUAGGACCUGAAAUAUGACAAAGUAGCACAACCCGGCGUAAAAUAGGCCAAAACACACAACUAUGCCCCGCAAAUGGGUAAGAAAUAGGGGUAUAAAAACAUGUGAUUACACCGUUAUCAAACUCCCCCACACUUAACCGUUUGCUUGUCCCUAAGCAAACCAAGUCAGACACCAGGUAAGCUCAAAACACUUCAAUCAAGCAAGCUUUAGGGCAAAUCAUAUCGGCACAAAACACGUGGAUCAUACUGGCUCUCGAUCAUUAACACAUGGCAACUCGAACGACAACCUAGACAACCAUCACAGAUGACAUUCGAAUGCAAUAAAGUCGAGCAAAGGAAGAAUUCACUUCUGUUCAUCAACCAACAUAGACUUGACUUACCCACUUGUUCAAAACAGUCACUUCAUGCACAAAGCUCAAGAUAUCAGAAUUAAGACCGAGCAAUCUAGGUCCUCACCGGGGUAAAGAGUAUAGAGAAUAUGAGAAAAUGAAUCGCUCACUCUCGACCUAUGGGGUCAGGACAAUUUGAUGCGAAAAAUGCGCAUGAUUAAUCUCUCAAUCCCUAAUGUCUCUUCACCAUGAAUGCAGCCUCUAAAUGCUAGAGUUCACAUAAGGAGUGUCACCACUAACUAAUCCGGAGGUCUUAGACACAGGUUCAAAUGACUGGCUAGGGUCUUGGACAUGGGGAAAAAACCUUUUAGGUGGUGGAAGUUAUAGCACAAUGUUCCAUAUUUUCAAACCCAACAAAAAUCAUAGUCAAGCAAACCAAUAACUUUCUUUCUGCUAUUCUGCAUUACUCAAAUUCUUUAGGGCACAAGAGCGAAGGAGGUUAUACAAAUGUUAGCAUUUCCAAGGCAGACUGCUAAGAAACACUACUUAAUGGGCCUUAUUCAGAUUUUUGGUGGUGGCUCUCUUUUGCUUUCAUUUUUUCUUUGUUUUUCUUUAGUUUUUUCCCCUUUUCAUUCCUUAAGAGAACCACCACCUCUGCACAUUUUUCAAACACACGCCCAACUUUUAAGCACUACCUCUAACACUCACAUUACAUUUAGCAGAAACAGCAGAGAACAUGUAAAAACCACUCUGUGGAACCUUCUAAAAGAUACAAAAGGGUGAUUUUUCAUUGCAGACCGAAAGAAAAGAUAACACACGGCUCAACGGGGCUGACUAGGGGAUAUGACACAUCAGGACAGUCGAUUUGGUCGUGGGCUAAUCCUAUGCCUCCAUCAUCUUAGCUAGUGACAACGUGAAUGCUACACAUCAUGGAAGAGGAAUCUAUCGCACAAGAAAGAAACGAGCAGGCUCAAAUCUCACAUGGCUACCUAUAUGCUCUAUCUCACAUUCUGAUUCCCUGAACUAGAUGCAUAAAUGACUGUCAAAAGCAAGUGAUCAAAUUCAAGUCGCAGUUGGUAAGCAAACAGUUGAAAACUGAACCCCUACACAACUCUACUACACAUCUCAGUCAUCGUAAUAGGCUAUCUUAGCCACACUCAAGUUGUCAUGCAUCAAGUCAAAAGCCAUUCAAUUCACUAAUCACAUCCACAGUGCCAAUACGAUCAAACAUCAAGCAAACAGCAGUGCUUGGAGCCCUCAAAUCUCGAGAUUUGGACAGUGGACUAGGCUCCAAGCACCCAUACACACGUUCCAAUUAAUACAAAGAACCCCCCCACACUUAAGCGCGACAAUGUCCUCAAUGGAGCAGAGGGAAGGGGAACGAUGUUACCGUGAAGUGAGAUCAGGAACGGAGAUUGGGAGGCAGACCAGACAAAAGCAGGGGACUGGAAGGGGAACCAGUCCGAGGCACAGCUAAAGGAAACCAAAGAGCUCAAACACAAUACGUUAGGUCCAAUGGUCAGCCCAAUAUUACAUCAUCCAAGACAAAAGAAAACAAACCAAAGCCAAAGCUAUUGGCAAUCCGACCCAAAACAAAAGAAAUAAAUGAAAACCGUGGUGGGGUUGCCUCCCCACGAGCGCUUCUUUACCGUCUUGUAGCUGGACGCCCAUGGUGGAUAAUCAGCGUGGUGCAUGAACAGGUGCAUCCAAUAGCGGAUCCACAUCGCUCUUGAGAUACAGCUUCAGGUGGUGACCGUGCACCCGACGGGUGCAACCACCAGCAUUGGUGAGCUCGACCUGGCCAUCAGGCAGAAUGCAGGCAAGAGAGUACGCAGAUGGCCAGGGUGAUCGUGAUGCAGGAGGUGGGACCAGCUCAUAGUGGUCUCCACCUUUCUUCCGAGUGGGCUUAGGCACCUGCUGCUUCGGCCGCCACUCCUCUUUGAGCUUUUUAUUUGGUGGUGAGGCUGGAGGGAGCGACGGCGAAGGAGUGAGAGGGGGAUCAUGCAAAAUGGGAGAUGCAGACGGAUACACGACAGGCUCGUGUACCGGGUCAGAAAUAGCAUGCAUAGGUGUGACAGCAAUCAUAGCAGAGUGGUCGAAUUCAGUCACAGCAAAGGUAGCCUGUUCAUUUCCAGCACGCAGUAUCAGUUUACCCUCAUGCACAUCAAUAAGUGCCUUGGCGGUGGCAAGAAAUGGUCUCCCUAAAAAAAUGAAAUGUCAGAACACAGCACAAAGACAAUACCAUCACCAAGCAAAGGAAAGAAAAGAAAAUACGAAGGCAUAAACCAAGCCGCAGAAGAAGCAGCUGUCAAAAGUAGUCACUGGCUUGCUAGCGACCAGCAAGGGGGAGAGACAGAGUAUGUGAGUCUAUUGGCGCCAAAUAGUUGCCAGAAGCCAUUCAGACAACUAUUUUUAUCUUUCAAUGCUGAGAGGGUGAACUUCAUGCGUGUAGAACUUGGGAUGGAGGUAAUUAGGUGGGUUGAUGGAUUGGAAGGGAAGGUGGGUUGAUGGAUUGGAGGCUUAAAAGCCUGAGAGAAACUACAUUUUCCUUGACAUGGGGACAGCCUGAUCUAGCAACAUCGUCGACUUCAUCGGGAGGGACAUCUCGAACAACGUCUGAGACUUUGAAUGACUUCUGGGUUAUGGAACAAGUACUACUCCAUCACCCCAUUUUGUGGGAUAUGAGGAAAGGUGAUAAAGCAAUAUGUAGGAUGUGGCUUUUUUAUGAAGGACUCGGUCUGGCUGGUCCAGAAAAUGACCUCAAAAUCGAACUUACUGAUUGUGUCGGCGUGCACCUGUUGCCAAAGAGUGUUAUUAAUCGAAUUGCUCAAGAAAUGGGUCAUUGGAAAACCGAGGUAAAGGAAUACUACGAGAGCAUUGCGCAUGAUGUAGCCGACCAUAUCUCUUAUUUGGAAUCCUCAUUGGAGAGAUGUCCGAAAUAUAUGGCCUUUAUGCGAAAUGCGAUUGAACACAGUAAAAUGCGAAAGGAUCUACAAGUUGGCGAGGAACAGAUAGAGGUCGUAAUGGAGGAGCUAUUUGAGCUGUGCAUUGAAGCCGUCGUCAGGUGGUUAGAAGUAACCAGAGGAGUGGAAUAUGCCCGGGAAGUGAAGUGGUUGCAGUGCGUGUGA